GCAUUUUGAUAAGAGAAUAUAUAGGAAGACUCCAUUUCAAAAUAAGCAACACAAUUUGGAAAAUAAAUAUGGCGAUACUCGUACUGUUGAUUUGUGGGUUGUGUGCGGGAUCAAAUGCAGUUGACAUACAUGUAAUAUCGAAUACAAAGUUGUCUACACCACCACAAGGUUGUCAAUGGAACGGGAAAUGGUACAUGCCUGGAGAGGAAAUGCAGAAGAAUCCAUGCGAACAUUGCACGUGUGACCCGGGCACAGCCCAGCUGAUUUGCUAUGUAAUUGAUUGCGCGAUGCCACCAUGUGUAGACGCUGUCCAAGCCCCGGACCAGUGCUGUGCCGUCUGUCCAAACGGUGCCAACUGCAGGACCAAAAACGGGACGGUGAUUAAGGCCGGCCAUGCGUACAAGCCCGACCUGUUUACCACGUGCAGGUGCCCCGAAAACCGCUUCGGAUUCGAAGCCACCACGGCCAUCUGCUACGAUGAACACAUGCUGGUUUCCCACGCCAGUCGAUCCUUUGCGGCUGUGCUAGUCAGCAUCGUUUCUGUGUUAGUCGCGUUGGUCGUGUCUACGGUUUAAGCUCCGUUAUGGUGCAGUCUUUUAUUUCAGGAAAGAAAUAAAUAUUAAGAGAG
This is a messenger RNA of Mya arenaria, 628 nucleotides long. RefSeq names its product von Willebrand factor C domain-containing protein 2-like. The record is from RefSeq and is a predicted model, not a curated record. The transcript is spliced from 3 exons. Gene Ontology annotation, molecular function: protein binding. Gene Ontology annotation, cellular component: AMPA glutamate receptor complex. Gene Ontology annotation, biological process: negative regulation of BMP signaling pathway. Bases 69 to 575 code for a protein of 168 amino acids. Lineage: Eukaryota; Metazoa; Mollusca; Bivalvia; Myida; Myidae.